AUGCCUGUGGGGCCCAAGGAGCCAGAGGUAGCAAAUUAUGGGCAAAGGAAUUGCAGUCAAAGGCUGAAAGAGGAAAGCCACUCAGCCAUCCUUCGGUCUCAUCUAGUAUCUGCAGUUGAUGUUUCCUCUUCUUUUCUGAACAUGUCAGAAAAUUUCCAAAAUGCCUCUGUGCUUGGAACUCUAAAUUCUCUCCAGCUCUCCCUUCCUGUGGUGAGCAAUGCAGCUUCCCUAACAGGAAGCGUCUGCAACUUCUCCAGAGUCUCUGCUCCAGCCGUCAGUUCAGCCUGGCUGCUGCCAUCAGUCUCUGGCACCUCUUUCCAGCCACUCAUGGGUAAUGCCUACCUUUACCAACAUUCUAGCACAACUAUGUUGUCUGGAGUUACUGGCCAGAACCAGAUGUCCACUUCAGCUGCUUCCUAUCCAGGUAUUUUUGAGUGGAACAUCACAGGAAGCACUGAAAAGAAGUCUUCUUCACUCGGAGACUUCACUGUGACAGUCAUGGGCCAAGACACAACUGUCUCUUCCAUGUCUAUGGCAGCCCAGUAUGACAAAACUUCAGAUGCCAAUAGCAUGGUCUCUCUGUAUCCAUCAUUUUCUGCCAGCCUUGUCCAGGGAGCACCAUCGCAGACUCCAGAUCAGGGACAUGGCCUGUCACUUCCCCACCAGGAGGGAAGCCAAGUAUAUUACUAUCACCAAGGCACACUGGGGUCUUUACUGGCUGGAGAACUUGGCCCCUGCCUGCCAUCCUAUGGCCCUGUGUCAUACACAGGAAGUAGGGCCUCUGCCCCUCAACCAGAAAUGGUAAUGGUACUAAAGGAGGUUGAGCCUGCAAAUAUCCUACCACCGGCUUCUACCCCUGGAAUCUACUACUCUGUGUAUGCUCAACCCAUCACAGAAACAAGCUUUCAAGUGAUGGAGAAUUCCCUGGGACUGCAACCUCCAAGUCAAACAUUUUGUUUGUCACAAACUCCAGAAUUCCCCAAGUCCUGCAGUAGCAGGAACAUCCAGGUUCUUGACCCACCACCUGAACUUGGGGACAUUUCAAUGAUAGCUCAAGUCCAGAGUUCCAGCAAUCUCCUGGCACUGCCUCCGGCUCCAAGCCAGGAACAAACAGAGAAUAAGAGCUUGGAUGAUAUCAAACCCAAGCAACCAAGCUUUCUGGAUGCCUACCAGAUCCCAAUAGAGAACUUAGAUCCUCCACUACUCCCUUUAGAAAUUCCUGAUAUACACCAUCUCCUGGCCUGCAUUGAUCCCCUUGGCCAAGAGGAGAAGCCUGGCUCUGAAAAGUCUGCCCUGCGAAAUAAUAGCCUGAGUCUUGAGGACCUAGGGACACUUGAAAAUGGGAUUGAAUCUAACAGUGGUUUUGCAGACAUCGCCACAUUGGUGGAGGAUAUACAACUUCCCCAGCUCUUUACUCCUUUGGAAGACCUCGAUCAGUCUAACAGUCCCAAGGUAAUCAAAGCCACCGAUACCAGAGCCAUUCAGGUGAAUCAGGUGCAGGAAAAGUCAGGUGUCCUAAAGGCUCCCUCUGAUCGACCCAGGAAGAACAAACAUAAGGCCUCGGAACCUAUUGACGGUGCUCCCGAGGCCAAAAUCCAGCCAAAGAACCCAGAGUGCCUGUUAGGGGGAGAAGUGGUUAUUUGUAAUGCCGUAAUCAGUGAUGGGGGUCUUGAGAACAUGGCCAAGCCUUCUAACAGCAAACCUCAGAAAGCUGCCUCCAACAGGAUCAGCAAAGCUAGGAGCCAUGGGCAGGAAAAGACCAAAAGACCCAGAGAAAACAACUCCAAGAAAGCUGAAGAGAGUAAGCAGUCAGGGAACAAAGUCAAGGCAGAAGAGAAGCCAACCAUUCCCAGGAGGAAGCGGAAGAAAAACCAACCUGACCUUAGCCAAGAGAACUUUAAAAAGCCUCGCAGCUGCCUAGGCAUGCAUAUGCUGGAGUCUGUGCAGGUGUUCCAUGCCCUGGGGAAGAAGACUGAUAAGAAAAUUAGAUUCGCUUCCUCUCACGCCCUGGGAAAUUCCAGCAAUCUCAAAGACUCCCAGCCAUCCACAGCUAUCAAGCCAUGGCUGGAAACCCCAUGUAAGGGUAAGGGUGCUGAGAAAACUCAAAUCAAAGCCCAGAAACCAGAUGGCAAUGCUGAAAAAGAGUGUCCAUCUUCAUCCCAGUAUGAGCUGCCACCUCCUGGGAAGGUCAAGUUGGUACCUCUGCCUUUUCCCAAUCUGGACAAGCCUCAAGCUCGACCUGUCCCUCGGAGACCACAGUCUCUGGCCUCACAUCGGCCUGCCAUGGCUUGCCCUUCCCAACCUGGUUCUACUAACUCAGCUCAACCUACUGCAGCCAAUCCAUCCCGACCAGCUUCUGCAUCUUUGCCAGGUCCUGCCAAACCAGGUUGGCCAGUUGUGACCAACCCAACCCAGCCCAGUGUCCCUCAGGCUGCUGGUCCUAGGCCUGUACCCUACAAAACAUCAUCUUGCACUUCUCUCCAGCGGGAGCCUGCUCCCCCUGCUGUGACCAAGCACCAGGCCCCACCCAAGCCUCAAAACCAAUUUCUACUCCAAGACUUCUGCUUCCAACCAAUUCCAUGGAGGAAACCCAAUGUUCCUGAGCCAGUGAUGUCAAAGCUCAUCACAAAAGAGCAGAGGCCAGAGCGAGAGGCCAUGAAGAGGAAGGCUCAGCAAGAGCGUGAGAACGCUGCCAAAUAUACCUCUUUGGGGAAAGUGCAGUUUUUCAUCGAGAGGGAAAAAGACAUGGAAAUUGCUCGAUACUACGGAUAUGCAGUAUAA
Sus scrofa (pig) is the source of this 2781-nucleotide messenger RNA. It is a transcript of the gene C3H2orf78, whose product is annotated as chromosome 3 C2orf78 homolog. The record is from RefSeq and is a predicted model, not a curated record. Lineage: Eukaryota; Metazoa; Chordata; Mammalia; Artiodactyla; Suidae.